Messenger RNA from Sitophilus oryzae (rice weevil), 1072 nucleotides. RefSeq names its product general transcription factor IIF subunit 2 (gene TfIIFbeta). The transcript is spliced from 4 exons. Gene Ontology annotation, biological process: transcription by RNA polymerase II; transcription initiation at RNA polymerase II promoter. The record is from RefSeq and is a predicted model, not a curated record. The coding region runs from base 135 to 932 and encodes 265 amino acids. Gene Ontology annotation, cellular component: transcription factor TFIIF complex. Lineage: Eukaryota; Metazoa; Arthropoda; Insecta; Coleoptera; Curculionidae.
CCCAGAUUUAGAUGUCAGAAAUCGUACUGUGCUCUUUGAUUUUAUGAUUUUGUGAUUAGGAUUUACGAUUGUGAUUAUUUGUUGUUUUGGUACAUUUGAUAUAGUAGGACGAAUAAUUUUGUUUGUGUGUAAAGAUGUCGAAAGAUACCCACAUUGAUAGGGAUUUAGAUUUAUCUAAUGCAAAUCGAGGUGUUUGGUUGGUUAAAGUGCCAAAAUAUGUUGCUAAUCGUUGGGAAAAAGCCCCUAAUGACAUGGAAGUUGGCAAGCUAAAGAUAACAAAGCAACAGGGACAAAAACCACAGGUUUCAUUAACAUUAUCCUCUGCAAUUUUGAGUAUUAGUGAUGCAGCAAAUGAAAAUAUACCAAAGGAUCAUCGGUUAGAUGUUUCUACUGUUACUCAACAAACAUUGGGAGUUUUUUCUCAUGUUAUACCAACAAAUACUGAUUCUGUAGUACCAGAGACAGAAAAACUAUAUAUGGAAGGCAAAAUCGUUCAAAAGUUGGAAUGUAGACCUUAUGCUGAUAAUUGUUAUAUGAAGCUUAAGUUAGACUCUAUUAGAAAGGCCUCUCUGCCUGCUAGAAAAGUGAAACAGUUAGAUAGAGUUGUUCAAUCUUACAAACCUGUCUCAGAUCAUAAAAACAAUAUUGAGUAUAUGGAACGUAAGAAGGCUGAAGGUAAAAAGGCUCGUGAUGAUAAAGAUGCCGUGUUGGAGAUGCUUUAUGCUGCAUUUGAAAAGCAUCAGUAUUAUAAUAUUAAGGAUUUAGUUAAGAUCACUAAGCAGCCAAUAACUUAUUUAAAAGAAAUUUUAAAGGAAGUUUGUAAUUAUAAUUUAAAAAACCCUCACAAAAAUAUGUGGGAGCUUAAACCGGAAUAUAGACAUUAUAAACAACCAGAAAGCGAGGCGAAAAAAGAAGAUUCAGAUGAUGACUAGAGAUUGUCAUUAAAUUAUUGAGACAAUUAUAAAUUUGAAAUAUUUGUACUAUAAAGAAAUGUUUUAUAUUUAUUUAUAAGAAAUAUAUCUAGGCUAGAAGGCAGAUCACAUGAUAUUUAUAUAAAUAAAUUAUUCACCCU